GAAGGAAAGUUGGAGUUUUCCAAAUGCCUGCUGAGAUGGAGAGCAGCUCCUCGCUGGUGAUGUUCAUCCUACUGAUGUGCUCCAUCAGCAGCAGCUCUCCAUAUUCAGUGUUCAUGGGGAAAGAUGCAGCGCAUGAGGUGCUGAGGGUCCACAAACGUGCCAACUAUUUUCUAGAAGAGAUCCGCCCAGGGAACUUGGAGAGAGAAUGCAAUGAGGAGAAGUGCUCGUUUGAGGAGGCAAAGGAGAUCUUCCAUUCGCAGGAGAAAACGAUGGAGUUUUGGUUCAACUACAAAGGUUUAAAUCCAUGCACUACAAAUCCUUGUAAGAAUGGUGGAGUUUGCAAAAUAAGACGCUACAGUUACUUUUGCAUCUGCCCCCCGAAAUUUGGAGGAGACAACUGUGAAAAAGAGAAGUUGGAGUGCUGGUACAAGAACGGUGGCUGCUGGCAGUACUGCUGGGACAGAGGCUCCUUCCAGGUGCAGUGCUCCUGUGCCAAGGGCUACACCCUGCACGAGGAUGGGAAGAAGUGCGUGCAAGCAGCCCCGUUUCCAUGUGGCCUGAUUAGAGCCCGGCGUGCCUUGGAGGAAGCACGGCACGAGGUGGCCACAUGGAACAGCACAGCUCAUGCAGUUAAACAGGCCACGGUGAAGCAAAGUGCUGCUGGGGAAAAGGAAGCUUUAAAGAAUGCAUCUGGGCAAAGCACAGCCAUGGAGGACGAUGAUGGGCAGGAAGGUGGGGACCCCAGUCAGCAGCCCACAGAGGAACCGGCCUGUCAGAAUGAGACAACAGCAGCUGCCAUGCAGGAGGAGAUGGUGGAGAAAACUUCUGGGCAGAACCGCAGCAGGCAGAGCACUGGGCAGGACAAGACAGGGGCAGUUCAGCAUGUGCCUGGUGGUCUGAAUGAGAGUGACAAUGCAGAUGUUUCAGCCACACCUCAGUGUCCCCAGAGAAACACCAGCACUCCUGCAGAGAACAGUGACUCCAGGAUAACUGGAGGAACGUUGUGUCAUCGGGGACAGUGCCCCUGGCAGGUUUUGAUCCGUGACAGCAGAGAUAUUGGGUUCUGUGGAGGGAGUUUGAUCAACAGUCGCUGGGUGAUCACAGCUGCUCACUGCCUCGACCUGGUCAGACCUCACCACGUUACCAUAGGUGACUUUGACAAGUACCAGAGAGAACUGAAGGAACAGAAGAUAGGCGUGGAGCGGAGCUGGACGCAUCCACACUACGAUUCCAACAACUACAAUGGGGACAUUGCCUUGCUGUACUUGAGCAGUGAGGUGGUUUUUAAUGAGUACGCCAUUCCCAUCUGCCUGCCCAGCCCCAACCUGGCAGCCCUGCUGGCCGAGGAAGGACAAGUGGGGAUGGUCAGUGGCUGGGGUGCCACUCACAGGUGGGGCUCCACACUGCGCUUCCUGAUGCGGGUGCGGCUGCCCAUUGUGAGCAUGGACACGUGCCAGCAGUCCACAAGGAGACUGGUCACAGACAACAUGUUCUGUGCUGGAUAUGGCACUGAAGCUGCAGAUGCCUGCAAGGGUGACAGCGGAGGCCCAUUUGCAGUGUCUUACCAAAACACUUGGUUCCUGCUAGGUGUUGUAAGCUGGGGUGAUGGCUGUGCCGAAAAGGGAAAAUACGGUGUGUACACAAGAGUGUCCAAUUACAUCCCCUGGAUUAAAGAGACUGUUGAAAGUGUGGCAGAUUCAGAAAAGUUUUCCAUUAACUUUGCUUAAGAGCGACCUUAAAAAUAGGGACAACUCUUAUUACAGCUGUCUCUGAUGCUAAAAGCCAGGUUUGUUGUUAAAGGAAUGCAUAACUUGUUGAAUUGCUAAGGAAAUAUUACUAAGCAAAAAAAUAUAUGUAAUAAAGAACUAUUCCUGCAAUAACAAAGGUGACAACUGAACUUCUUUCUGAAGAUGGCAGUAGAAAGGAGAGCUUGGGUGGCUGUUCUUUUGCUUCUCACACCUACGCUCACAUCACACAGGGGCUGAUCACUCACAAAAGGAAGCACGUGGCAGGCUGUGCUGUCUGUGAAGCAGCAUGCUGAUUCAGUGACUGUGGAUCAAGGAAGUUUUGUAGUGUGUGCCUGCUGCUUCAAGUACAAUUCAAUUCACUGAAAUACAAAUGUUUCGUGAUACAAGAAGUUGCUGGGUAGAAUCUUGUAUUAAAAGAUGUACCAGCUGCACUGCUGGGAGAGAAAUUAUACAAGUGGAGCUACAGAACACAGACCUGUAGGCACAGCACAGAAUGAAGGGCCAACUUUUACACCCACUUCCUGAAGGAAAGGAAAAGGUUUUUAAUUCUCAAGACUCCUCUCCUCCCUCUUACACAUCAUUUCUCUCUCCCAGUGUUUGCUGCAAACCAGCAUACACACAGGAGCACUUUCCUCUGCUGCAGUUAACGGGUAGUCUUUUUCAUCCAUCUCCAAAGACAUUCUCACUUUCUCACCUUUCCUACAAUUCACCAGUAAGCUCCCAUAAAAAAAACAAGUCUUACUCAUUAUUAGCUCUUCUCUUCAGCUUCAUGGACCACCAGGGGCCUGUAAUUAACAAAACUCUUCAGAUAAAUACCCCAGUGCCUGACAUGUGCAGUACCGUAACUACAAUAAAGCUUAGGGGUUGCAGGGAGAGGGCUGAGAAAGCCACCCUAACCCACAGACCUUCAGGACCAAAUAGAACCAGGAUGUGAAUACAGUUCAUUGACUUUCUCAGAGCUUCACCUGCCACUAUGGCAGUAAGGAAUCCAGCCUGUCAAUCAAUUCUUAAUUUGAAAGAAAAAUGAACAUAAAAACUUUGGAACACUUAGCAGGCAUAAAAUGACACACUUGAGCUCAGUUACAUAGAUAAGAUUACUUAUUUGCUCUUACGAUGCAUGUAAGUGGAAUUCCUUCAGCAGCCUCCAGUGCAAGCAUCCUUCACUGUUUGCUUAAAGGUCACGUCCCCCUCCAGGCUAACAAAGGCAAAUCUCAAAUGCAAGCAUCAUCAUCUUAUAUUCUUCUCUGUUAUUGCCUCAGCUGACCCUGAGUGCCUUCUGUGUCAGUGCACAGAGACCCCACCUGAAACAAGCCAAGCUCCACCCAGGCAAUCUAAGUGCACAGCACACAGUGCCCAGCCACCUGUCAGUCCUCUUCAGCAGCCUCAAUAACCUUCACUCCAAAGACUGGCUUUGACUGUAAAACUGAUCUAUACUAUUGUGCUUCACAGGAAAGCCCUUCAGGUGCAGCUGCCUGAUCUCCAGCAGCAGUCACCAGUGAAGGCUGUGCUCAUGGCACAACAGAUCAAUAACAGCAUCACCUCACCUGCUG
Phasianus colchicus (ring-necked pheasant) is the source of this 3298-nucleotide messenger RNA. RefSeq names its product coagulation factor IX-like. The record is from RefSeq and is a predicted model, not a curated record. Gene Ontology annotation, cellular component: extracellular region. Gene Ontology annotation, biological process: proteolysis. Gene Ontology annotation, molecular function: serine-type endopeptidase activity; calcium ion binding. NCBI's taxonomy places the organism in Eukaryota, Metazoa, Chordata, Aves, Galliformes, Phasianidae.